Messenger RNA from Otolemur garnettii (small-eared galago), 2775 nucleotides. RefSeq names its product zinc finger protein 461 (gene ZNF461). Gene Ontology annotation, molecular function: DNA-binding transcription factor activity; metalloaminopeptidase activity; RNA polymerase II cis-regulatory region sequence-specific DNA binding. The record is from RefSeq and is a predicted model, not a curated record. Gene Ontology annotation, biological process: proteolysis; regulation of transcription by RNA polymerase II. Lineage: Eukaryota; Metazoa; Chordata; Mammalia; Primates; Galagidae.
AUGGCCCAUGAGUUGGUAUUAUUCAGAGAUGUGGCUAUAGAUGUCUCUCAGGAGGAAUGGGAAUGCCUGAACCCUGCGCAGAAGAACUUAUACAAGGAUGUGAUGUUGGAGAACUAUAGCAACUUGGUUUCACUUGGACCGCAGCAGGCAGGCAGCAUGGCGGCUGUGGAGACGCGGGUGUGCGAAACAGACGGCUGCAACAGUGAGGCCAAGCUCCAGUGUCCCACCUGCAUCAAGCUGGGCAUCCAGGGCUCGUACUUCUGCUCGCAGGAAUGUUUUAAAGGAAGUUGGGCUACUCACAAGUUACUACAUAAGAAAGCGAAAGAUGAAAAGGCAAAGAGAGAAGUGUCUUCCUGGACCGUGGAAGGUGAUAUUAACACUGACCCAUGGGCAGGUUAUCGGUAUACUGGUAAACUCAGACCACAUUAUCCACUGAUGCCAACAAGGCCAGUGCCAAGUUAUAUACAAAGACCAGAUUAUGCUGAUCAUCCCUUAGGAAUGUCUGAAUCUGAACAGGCUCUUAAAGGUACUUCGCAAAUUAAAUUACUCUCAUCUGAAGAUAUAGAAGGGAUGAGACUUGUAUGUAAGCUCGCUAGAGAAGUUUUGGAUAUUGCUGCUGAGAUGAUUAAACCAGGUGUAACUACUGAAGAAAUCGAUCAUGCUGUACACUUAGCAUGUAUUGCAAGAAAUUGCUAUCCUUCUCCCCUGAAUUAUUAUAAUUUCCCAAAAUCUUGUUGUACCUCAGUAAAUGAAGUCAUCUGCCAUGGAAUUCCAGACAGACGGCCCUUGCAAGAAGGUGAUAUUGUUAAUGUGGACAUCACUCUCUAUCGCAAUGGUUAUCAUGGAGACCUGAAUGAGACAUUUUUUGUUGGAGACGUGGAUGAGGGAGCGCAGAAACUCGUUCAGACCACGUAUGAGUGCCUGAUGCAAGCCAUUGAUGCAGUCAAACCUGGUGUUCGAUACAGAGAAUUGGGAAACAUUAUUCAGAAGCAUGCCCAAGCAAAUGGGUUUUCAGUUGUUCGAAGUUAUUGUGGGCAUGGAAUCCACAAGCUUUUUCAUACAGCCCCCAAUGUACCCCACUAUGCCAAAAAUAAAGCAGUUGGAGUGAUGAAGUCAGGCCAUGUGUUUACAAUUGAGCCAAUGAUUUGUGAAGGUGGAUGGCAGGAUGAAACCUGGCCAGAUGGUUGGACUGCGGUGACAAGGGAUGGAAAGCGGUCUGCUCAGUUCGAGCACACCCUGUUGGUCACGGACACUGGCUUUGCUUUUAUCACUGCCUACGAACUGGCUAUCAAGAGCCAGCUGCUUUUCAGAUAUUUUAUUUCUCUUGCAGACAACCGUAAAUUAAAAUAUAUUUCUUACCUUUCAGUCUUGACAUCAAGAAAUGACCUCAAGAAGUUAUCUCCAAAAAGGGAUAUUUCUGAAACAGAAUCAUCUGAAAGGGUUAGCAUGGAACCAUUUAAAAGCCAUAGUCCUGAGAGACCCAUUUUCAGAGACAUUUGGGGGUACAGAUGUCAUUUUGAGCAACAACAGGCACAACAGGAGGGUUAUUUCAGGCAAUUUAUGAUCAGUCAUGAAAAUAGGCCCAUUUUUAACCAACAUACCUUACUCACUCAAGAACUUUAUCAUAGAGAGAAAAUCUCCGAAUGUAAAAAUUGUAGGACAAACUUCAAUUACCAUUUAUUCUUUAAUCAUCAUGAAAAAACUCAUUCUAAAGAACUUUCUGAAUGUAAGGAAUGCACAGAAAUUAAUACAACAUUCCUAAUUAAACAGAGAAUUCAAAAUGCUGAUAAAUGCAAUGGAUGUAAGGAAUGUUGGAAGGCAUUUAUUCAUUGCUCAAAACUUAAACAACACCUGAGGAUUCGUAAUGGUGAAAAACGCUAUGAAUGUAAAGAAUGUGGAAAGGCCUUUAAUUAUGGCUCUGAACUUACUCUGCAUGGAAGGAUUCACACUGGUGAGAAACCUUAUGAAUGUAAGGAAUGUGGGAAGGCCUUUAGACAACGAUCACAACUUACUCAACAUCAGAGACUUCAUACUGGUGAAAAACCCUAUGAAUGUAAGCAGUGUGGAAAAGCUUUUAUUCGUGGCUUUCAACUUACUGAACAUUUGCGACUCCAUACUGGUGAGAAACCCUAUAAGUGCAAAGAAUGUGGAAAGACUUUCAGGCAUCGAUCACAUCUUACCAUACAUCAAAGAAUCCAUACUGGUGAGAAACCAUAUGAAUGUGGGGAAUGUGGAAAGGCCUUUAGCUAUCACUCAAGCUUCUCUCACCAUCAGAAAAUUCAUUCUGGCCAGAAACCUUAUGAAUGUGAUGAAUGUGGAAAGGCUUUUUGUGAUGGCUUACAACUUACCCUACAUCAGAGAGUUCAUACUGGUGAGAAACCCUAUGAGUGUAAGGAAUGUGGAAAGACUUUUAGGCAGUGUUCACACCUCAAGAGACACCAGAGAAUUCAUACUGGUGAGAAACCUCAUGAAUGUAUGAUAUGUGGUAAGGCCUUUAGACUUCAUUCACACCUUACUCAGCAUCAGAGAAUUCAUACUGGUGAGAAGCCCUAUGAAUGUAAGGAAUGUGGGAAAGCCUUUAGCUAUCAUUCAAGCUUCUCACAUCAUCAAAGAAUUCAUUCUGGAAAGAAACCUUAUGAAUGUAGAAAGACCUUUAAUCAUGGCUUACAACUUAAUAUACAUCAGACACUUCAUACCAAUGAGAAGCCGGUAAGGUUUUCUCUCCUCCCUCCCCAUCCUAGCCUUCCGUCUUAAAAUUAUUGUGGGGGAUAUAUA